ACGGGCUGCGCCGCGGGCAGCCCCGGGGCAGCCGAUCGGGGCGGGGGGACGGAGCGGGACGGGAGAGCGGCGGGUCGCCCGCAGCGGAUCCGCGAGGAUGAGGGGCCGGAUCCCGGCCGUGCUCUGCCUGACCGUGGCCUUGGCAUCGCUGGUGCCCGCGGCCGGAGCCCGCCGGAGCCAGGACCUGCACUGCGGAGCGUGCCGGGCACUGGUGGAUGAGCUGGAGUGGGAGAUCUCCCAGGUGGACCCCAGGAAAACCAUCCAGAUGGGCUCGUUCCGCAUCAACCCCGACGGCAGCCAGUCGGUCGUGGAGGUGCCGUACGCGCGCUCGGAGGCGCAUCUGACGGAGCUGCUGGAGCGGGUGUGCGAGAAGAUGAAGGAGUACGGGGAGAAAACGGACCAGGCCACGCACAGGAAGAGCUACGUGCGGGUGAUCUCCCACGACGGCACCAAGAUGAACCUCUCUGGGGUCAAGUUCGACGGGGACGUGACUUCCAGCCUGAAGUUCGCGUGCGAGAGCAUCGCUGAGGAAUACGAGGAUGAGCUCAUUGAGUUUCUCUCCCACGAGGCUGAAAAUGUCAAGGACCGGCUCUGCAGCAAGAGGACGGACCUGUGUGACCACGCGCUCCACAUCCCACACGACGAGCUGUGACGCCCCAGCUGCCUCUGGACCACGCUGCCCGGUGGCCUCGCCGGGACCGGGACAGCACCGGGAUCCACCGGGAUGUCCCCGUGUGCCUCAUCCCCACCAGGACGGACGGACCUGCCAGGGAAACCCACGGCGCUGGAGCCGGUGCUGCCUCACCCCGUCCGGAGCUCCCGUCCUGUUUGUUCCCCGGGGUGGCCGUGGGGUGAGGCCGUGUCCUCACUGCCGCCAGGACAUUUUCAGGGACAUUCCUGCCUCGCUGCCGGGGGGCGCGGGGGAGACACCGGGGCUCGGCCCCCCUUGGGGCGGGGGGCUUGGGGACCCCCGUCCCUGCUGCAGGCAAUAAAGGGGCCGUGGGCCCGCCCGAG
This is a messenger RNA of Pipra filicauda (Wire-tailed manakin), 1014 nucleotides long. RefSeq names its product canopy FGF signaling regulator 2 (gene CNPY2). Lineage: Eukaryota; Metazoa; Chordata; Aves; Passeriformes; Pipridae. The record is from RefSeq and is a predicted model, not a curated record. Gene Ontology annotation, cellular component: endoplasmic reticulum. The transcript has 6 exons. The coding region runs from base 98 to 652 and encodes 184 amino acids.